GGACUCAGGGAAGCGCUUUCCGGGUUUCCCUUCCUGGGCUGGGACAGCGGCGAGAGGCGAAAAGCUCCGGCUAUUAACGAUAUUUCAAAGUUACGGACAGGCUCAUCAGAAAUCCCAUAAACAGUAGCGAUGUCUCAGUCUGGAGAGAAAGGGAAGUUCCCAGAUACAGCGGGUUAUGUAGGAUUCGCCAACCUCCCGAACCAAGUGCACCGGAAAUCUGUGAAAAAGGGGUUUGAGUUCACUCUCAUGGUUGUAGGGGAGUCUGGUUUGGGAAAAUCGACACUUAUAAACAGCCUGUUUCUCACUGAUCUCUACCCUGAGCGCUACAUCCCCGGUGCUGCAGAGAAGAUUGAGAGGACGGUGCAGAUCGAAGCGUCGACUGUGGAAAUCGAGGAGAGAGGAGUGAAGCUCCGUCUCACCGUUGUCGACACCCCUGGUUACGGCGACGCCAUCAACAGCCAGGACUGCUUCAAGACCAUCAUCCAGUACAUCGACAAUCAGUUUGAGCGCUACCUCCACGAUGAGAGCGGCCUGAACCGAAGACACAUAGUGGACAACAGGGUGCACUGCUGCUUCUACUUCAUUUCUCCAUUCGGACACGGUUUAAAGCCGCUGGACGUGGAGUUUAUGAAGGCCAUCCACAGCAAAGUUAACAUCGUCCCAGUCAUCGCCAAGGCUGACACACUGACACUGAGGGAGAGGGAUCGCCUGAAGAGGAGGAUCCUGGAUGAGAUCGCAGAGCACGGGAUCAAAAUCUACCAGCUACCUGACGCCGACUCUGACGAGGACGAGGAGUUCAAGGAGCAGACCAGAGUCCUGAAGGCGAGCAUUCCCUUCGCCGUGAUUGGCUCCAACCAGCUGAUCGAGGUGAAAGGGAAGAAGAUCCGCGGUCGUCUUUACCCCUGGGGAGUUGUCGAGGUGGAGAAUCCCGAGCACAAUGACUUCCUUAAACUACGCACCAUGCUUGUGACCCACAUGCAGGACCUCCAGGAGGUAACCCAGGACCUGCAUUAUGAGAACUUCCGCUCAGAGAGGCUGAAGAGAGCCGGCAGAGCUGUGGAUGAGGAAGUGGUUGAUAAGGACCAGAUCCUGCUCCAGAAAGAGGCUGAGCUGAGACGCAUGCAGGAGAUGAUCGCUCAGAUGCAGGCACAGAUGAAAAUGAAAUCAGACGAGUAAAAAGGUUGAGAGUCGUCGGGAAGCACGGUGACGCCAUCACACAAACAUAUCAAACACACAUCUGUCCAACGGUUCCUGCCGCCCUGCAGACCCUCCAGGAGCCCAGGACCAUCUGCACACUACCACCUCCUCUUCUUCUUCUUCUUCUUCUUCUUCUUCUUCUUCCCUCCAAACAUCCAUCCAUCAGCUGUUCUGGAGCUCCACUCUGAUGUCUUUUAACAUCUCGUCCAGUCUCCACAUAAAGUCCACAAUAAACCUAAGGGAGAGUGGACAAGAUGUUGGCGUGCUGGACGUUCAUCACGAUUACCCGCUACCUUAACUUAAAUCUUAAAUACUGUCAACGGUACUGAGAGUCUUUGCCAUCAUGCAACAUGUUUACAAAAGCACGAGUUUUGUUCAAGUUUAUUUUGCUGUCAGGUUUUUAAAUUGCAAGUAAAAAGCUGUUUCCUGCUUAUGAGUCGUUCGGCGCCUGUUUGCUUCGAGCUGAUGAUAACUUUAAAUACUCCUGCAGCUAAAGGUACGUGUGCUCGGUGUCCAGGACGAGGAAACACUCACAUAUUUGUUCCUAACUGUGUCACACUAACAGUAAAAACGCUAACGCCAGAUUGCUAUAAGGACUUUAGGAUCAAGUCAUACUUAUUGUUUUUGUAUUUAUCACCAGUGCCAAACUACAGACUGUAAACUAAUCAGAUUAUUCAGAACCGCAGCUCGUUAUGUGUCUGAGUUUGUCUCAUUGAUGUCGUUUAAUGUGUUCGUACACUACACGUGCAGUUUUGCUCUAAUCGUGCUUUCCCAUUUAGCUAAUGUGUAACGUUACUCUGUGUAAACGCCCUCCAGCUUUCUGUGAGCAGCAGACUAAACAUCCAGCUUCUCCUCAGCGCUGCAGUCUAACUGUGCCGCCUCCGACAGGCCGCUGGCAUCAUUGUGUUGUUUGUCAGUUGAACUCAAGGCAAACGUAAUUCUUAUUUCUUAACCAUGUGUCAGUAAAGCCUUGUUUUUAGUUGUCUACAUUUUUUUUUGUAUUUCUCUCUGAAAUAAAAUUUGUCUAGAGAACAAA
Stegastes partitus (bicolor damselfish) is the source of this 2233-nucleotide messenger RNA. Its product is annotated as septin-2. Gene Ontology annotation, molecular function: GTP binding. Lineage: Eukaryota; Metazoa; Chordata; Actinopteri; Pomacentridae. The transcript has 12 exons. The coding region runs from base 130 to 1176 and encodes 348 amino acids. Gene Ontology annotation, biological process: cell division. The record is from RefSeq and is a predicted model, not a curated record.